AUGCGGCGCAUCCUGUUUCACCUCAAGCAUCGCCGACUCAAGCCUCGUUCUCUACGGCAAUCGACUCCGCUUGGUCGAACUACAUACAGAGGACACCACNUCACUUACCAGACAGCGCUCGCUGUAGCAGCCGGAGCGGGAGAGCACUCGUGUACUGACACGGACGUGUGCCACCCCGGCCAGCGGUGCAAGCCCGUUGAGUCUGGCGGAGUGAGCCUUGCCGAGCGAGCCAACAGUCUCGGCAUUCGGCACGAGACUUUCAGCGACGCACGGCGGCGGAUGCACAACACGAACCACGACAUCUCCCCCAAGAUCGCUGUGAGUGAGGGAUGCUACGUGUACAACGAGCGCAAGACACGGAGUGACGUGACGAAUCCCGGGAACAGAAAAAGAGCAGGGGGAGGUGCAGGAUACCUAUAGUUUUGUGUGGGCUACUAGUG
This is a messenger RNA of Ectocarpus sp. CCAP 1310/34, 440 nucleotides long. The record is from the annotation of a GenBank genome assembly. NCBI's taxonomy places the organism in Eukaryota, Phaeophyceae, Ectocarpales, Ectocarpaceae.